GUACAAGUGCGGCAUGGCAAAGGGAGCGCUGGCGCUUGGGAUGGUGGGGAUGGUGAUCGGAGCAUGUGCUCCUUGUGCCGACGCGUUUCAUCAUCAUGCAGGGUUAUGGACUUCGACCUCUCCUUGCUCGAUGCAGCGACAGACGUUCUUUGUUGGUCUGAGCGCCCGCGGGAAACUGCAGCGAACCGGCACAGUGGGAUUGAGAGCAGGCGGCGAGCCCGAGGGGGAGGAGGAGGGAAGGAGAUCAGAGGACGAUGCAUGGAAGAACGCAAAGAGCUACGACUCGGGAGUCAAGAAGGGUUCAUUCGAGGACGUGCCAACACCAAUCUACACCAGAGAAGAACGUGUGAAGGAUGCUCAAGGUUGGCUGAAUGGCAGGAGCCUCUUCGACAAGAGCACGGGAUCGCAACGGCCCAUGGAUCCAAUCCGGCAGCAGGAGUGGGACUCGGUGAACCUGUUUGCCAACGAGAACUCUUUCAAGGCUGGUUUCGUUGGCAUCCUCCUCCUCGCAGCCUUCUACGUGUCCGUCUAUAACUCAGGAGGGAUCGAUGGAUCCCAGAGAGUUUAUGAGGGAGCAGAGGAGGGUUGCGUGCUAGAGUCGAAUCCUGCCUGUCGUUACUGAGCAGCUGAGAGCAUCAGUGAGAACUGAACUAAAGUUGCAUUUCGCUCAAAGCUUUGGAAUGUGAUGAGGCCUGAAAGAUGAAUGUGCUCGAUCCUUUG
Molecule: messenger RNA, 720 nt
Organism: Guillardia theta CCMP2712
Lineage: Eukaryota; Cryptophyceae; Pyrenomonadales; Geminigeraceae
Exons: 2
Coding region: 14-622 (202 amino acids)
Source: RefSeq, a predicted model, not a curated record